ACGAUCACUGCUUGGGCGCCGUUCUCUUCCUCUACGCGAAGAGCCCUACAACACUAUGUCAGUACGUGGCACAAUCCCACUGGCUUAUUUGGGGUUUAUCACUUUUUUAGGGUUCAUAGGGUUAGGGUUUAAGGUAGCGCCCACAAUGCUCAAGCAGGUGAUUGCGCGCGGCGUUACACAAUCCGCGCCGACCUUGCUGCGACGAUCCACAUUCGCGCGAAACCUUUCCCAGUCUGCCGCUGCAUUGCAAGAGCCGGCGGCAGCGGCAGUGGACAAGAAUGCGGCGAUUCGCGAGGAGAGGAUUUUGCGCAUGGAGGCCUAUGUCCGCAAGUAUUGGGCCGAGAAAGGAUGUCUUCCAAAAGCUUACAUCCUGACAAAACAGUUUGGCGGAGCUAGAACAAUCGCCCCCAAGGUGCUGGAACGCCUAGAGCCGGAGCUAAAUAAGAACGGCGUUCCGGACGCUGCUGCUAGUUCUAAGCCAGCGACGGCUCUCAAGUCAUCGCCAGCUUCAACGCAAAAGGCUUCUAGCGACGGUCCAGCCAACAUGAGUGUAGCAACUUCGACUUCUCAUAUUGCGGCUAGUACUCCCUCUCCUGGUUCAAGCACGCCGUUAAGCUCCAAAACAACGAGUUCAGAAACUGGCGUGAAGGAUCAGGGAAAGAAGGAGGUCCAAGCAGCAGCGGAAGUAAAAGAACCGGCCUUCAGUUUGUGGGAGAAGCUCCACAGCAUUGCGUCGGCGAAAGCGACUCCAACGCGUUCGUCUCAAGCGCCAUCGGCUCGGCCUGCUAUCACGCCGCCGCCGCCUCCAAGGCAGUCAGCUGCAUGCGACUCAACUGAAGAAGACGAUAGCGAAAGUGAGAGCAGCGACAGUGAGGUGGAUUUGCCGGCGGGGUCCGAGGACAAGAAUCCAGCACAACCUUUGCUUCGAAGUGAUUUGCAACCGAGGCAUGGAUUAUACAUAAAGUUCCUCGCUCCUCAAGCGACAGAGUCGGAUGUCAAGGCCGCUUUUCGGAGCUGUGGAGACAUUCAUAGGAUCCAAAUCGUUCGAAGUCGAAAUCCUGGCGCAAAGUACAUCUAUGGUUUUGUGGAUUUCACGACUGAAGAGGCACUAAACUCUGCGCUGAAAAAGGAGAUCAUUAUCAGGGGCAUCAAAGUUCAAACCGAACCUUCAAAGAACGGAGCUCCGAAAGAGAAACAACAGAAGCAAGAGUCUGACUCGGACGAUGACGCUGCAAAGUCGAACAAAAACAAAACAAGCUUAGCAGUUACAAAGACUAUGGACGAUCUGGCCUUGGCCCCCGAAAAGAGGCGAUGCACUCUAGCCCUCGAGAGCAUACCACAUGCAAGCCUUCCUCAGAUCAUCGAUGCCUUGGGGCAGUAUGGAGAAGUCGUCAACUCACAGACAAAGCAUAGCUCUGGCGGAAACACGACUGCGUACGUUGAAUUCAAGAGCGAGAUAGAAAAGGAUACCGCUUUGGCAGCUUCUAAAGUGAUCCUUGGUGGGAAAUCCCUGAAACUGACCAGAGUCGAUAUUCCUCUAACGACAGUAGUAAGGCUAUCUAAUAUCCCAGCAGAUGCACGUGAAAAGAUCGCGAGCAGCUAUAAAUCUUACGGACAAGUCGACAAGGUUGAUCCCCGGAUGGAUGGCGUCGUGGACAUUUAUUACAGCGCGUCUGAGAUAAAAAACAUGGCGAAAAUCCUGGACAAGUUGAACGGAUUGCACGUAAGUAGAAGAAAGCUGCGAGCGAUGCCUGCUCCAAUAAGCUAUCCAAAAACAAUGGCGGAGCUCGCUGGUACGCCGCAGGGAUUGAAGUGGCUCGAGUCCCAAAGGGAGCUCGUGAGGAAGAACUUGGAGAUCUCUCUUGCGAAAGCAGCCAUGUAUAGCCGGGAUUUCGAGCAGCUCCUCACAACGACGUCAGUUCCAGCCAAGUAGAUCGCCUCCAAUUGAGUCAAGGUAGUGGAGCAAGCAAUCAAUCGAACGCAGACACUGACCACGAAGUAAAUCGAGAAGAGUUUUUUUUUUUUUGUCCUUUAAAUUGCUCUAAAGUUUUGGCGUCUUUUUAAGCUGCGCAUCGAAGAGCUAUUAGAAGAAGAGAAGGAUGUGAUAGCAACCUUUGCAAGAUAAAUCGUUUUCAAAGGUA
Selaginella moellendorffii is the source of this 2141-nucleotide messenger RNA. RefSeq lists its product as uncharacterized. Lineage: Eukaryota; Viridiplantae; Streptophyta; Lycopodiopsida; Selaginellales; Selaginellaceae. The record is from RefSeq and is a predicted model, not a curated record. Bases 56 to 1933 code for a protein of 625 amino acids. The transcript is spliced from 7 exons. Gene Ontology annotation, molecular function: RNA binding.